This is a messenger RNA of Habropoda laboriosa, 2493 nucleotides long. RefSeq names its product integrin beta-PS-like. Gene Ontology annotation, biological process: cell adhesion mediated by integrin; cell-matrix adhesion; integrin-mediated signaling pathway. The transcript is spliced from 14 exons. Bases 10 to 2493 code for a protein of 827 amino acids. Gene Ontology annotation, molecular function: integrin binding. The record is from RefSeq and is a predicted model, not a curated record. Gene Ontology annotation, cellular component: focal adhesion; cell surface; integrin complex. NCBI's taxonomy places the organism in Eukaryota, Metazoa, Arthropoda, Insecta, Hymenoptera, Apidae.
AGGGAAACAAUGACUCGUUGGACGUUGUACUUUUUUUGGAUUCAACUAUUUUCGUUGGUUCUUUGCGAAUACAAAGAUUCGGAGAGUCUUUGCGCAUCUCGAGAAACCUGCAGUGAUUGUCUACGCACUCCGCGAUGUGUUUGGUGUUCUACCAGGGUGUCCGAUCAUCAAAAUGCGAACGGUCCAUUGGUUCGUUGUGUUACCAGAGAAAAACUGUUAAAAGAAGGUGAUUACUGGUGUCGAACUUCAGACGUGAUAGAUGAAGCCAACCGGAUGAUUAUGCUUGAAAAUCGAGCGUUAUCCUCGACGAAAGGCACGGAUCCUGUCCAAGUACAACCUCAAAAAAUUCAAUUGCGGCUCAGGCGAGGCGAAGAAUAUCGACUGACAGUAAAAUACAGUCAAGCAGAGGAUUAUCAAGUGGAUUUAUAUUAUUUGAUGGACUUGUCGGCAUCUAUGGAAUCUUACAGAGAUCACUUGUCGGAAUUGGGAGUUCAGUUGGCGGAAGCCAUGCGAAAGCUCACUUCGAAUUUUCGUUUAGGAUUCGGCAGUUUCGUGGAUAAAGUUGUGCUACCGAUGACUAAUACGCAACUGGAGAAAUUAAUAUCACCGUGUGUUUUGAAGAAAAGUGGGAAACCAUGUGCCUCCCCCUAUGGAUACAAAAAUCAGAUGCCCCUCACCGAGAAUAUUACUCUUUUCAAAACUCGCGUGCAAGAGGCACCGGUGUCUGGUAAUCUGGACUCGCCCGAGGGUGGUCUCGAUGCGAUGAUGCAGGCUAUGGUUUGCACCGAGGAAAUUGGUUGGCGACAGAACGCCCGACGUCUUAUCAUUUUCUCAACCGACGCCAGUUACCAUAUUGCUGGAGAUGGUAAACUAGCAGGAAUUAUCGAGCCGAACGAUUGUCUCUGUCACUUGGACGAACAGGGAUUCUAUACGUAUUCGACUCUGCAAGAUUAUCCAUCUAUAUCUCAAAUCAACAAAGUAGCUCGUGAGCACGACAUGAAUAUUAUAUUCGCGGUUCCGGGCCACAAGAAAGAUACGUAUCAAUUAUUGAGUAGAAGCAUCAGUGGCUCCCGUAUCGGAAUAAUAGGGCAAAAGUCUCAAAACGUGGUGGCUCUGGUUAGUGGAGAAUACGAGAAACUGGUCAACUGUAUAACAAUGACGGACAAUGCGCCAGAUAUUAUCGACGUGAAGUACUUCUCUCGGUGUUUGGACAAAAAUGGCGAAUUAACGGAGCGACAAGAAUGCGGAGGGCUACGAGUAGGGAAUGUCGUCGACUUCGAAGUUGUGCUACAGGUGACCGAGUGUCCAGAGAAUCCUAAAGAAUGGCGGAAAAGCAUGCAGAUCAAACCAAGAGGUAUAAACGAGAGCUUAACGAUCGAAGUGGAGAUUGUAUGCGAUUGUCCCUGUGAGCGACCAGGAUACCCGGGACACACGGCAGCUGCGGAAGAUUGCAGAGGGAACGGGUCUCUGGUCUGCGGUAUAUGUUCCUGCAACGAUGGCUUUUACGGGAAGCAGUGCGAAUGCGUAGGGAAUGCAGACGGGGCUGAGAACGCGGCUGCCAUGGUUGACUGUAAGCCUAACAACGAGACCACUGAAACUUGCAGCGGUCGUGGAGUCUGCAAAUGCGGCAUGUGCGAAUGUAUAAAACGUUCGAAUCCGCAAGAAGUGUUUUACGGGAAAUAUUGCGAUUGCGACAAUUUCUCGUGCAAACGCAGCGGAGGAUUGGUUUGCGGCGGGCGAGGCAAGUGCGAAUGCGGUACUUGCAAUUGCCUGCCGGGAUGGGGCGGCGAGACGUGUGAUUGCAAAGAGACGAACAGUACAUGCACACCGAUCAACGGCCAAAGUACAGAGAUUUGCAGCGGACACGGUGACUGUAUUUGCGGUAGCUGUCACUGUCACGAGAAAGACAACAUCCGAUACUCUGGCCAGUACUGCGAAGAGUGUCCCACAUGUCCUGGACAACGAUGCGAAGAAUUGAAGAACUGCGUGGAGUGUAUGGCGUACAAUUCCGGGCCUUUGGCUGAAGAUGGAAAGUGCGAUCAGUGUUUGCACCAGAUCGAUAUCGUGGAUAAGGUCGUAGAAGAUCUAGAAAAAGAUCUAGAGAGUGGAGCUCGUGUUUGUCGAACCCCUGGCGAUGCUGGCUGUACGUUUGUAUUCAAGUAUGAAUAUUACAGAGGUGGUACCGGGGGAGAUAUUAAGAUAUUCAAGAUUCAGGCAGAGAAGGAGCGGACCUGUUCUGUACCUAUUAACGCCCUCGGUGUUGCUGUGGGACUAAUAGUUAGCACUGUGAUUAUCGGUUUGCUGAUCCUUCUUAUUUGGAAAAUAUUAACAAGUAUCCACGACAAGCGGGAAUACGCGAAAUUCGAGCGAGAGCGUGUACUGGCUAAAUGGGACAGGGGGGAUAAUCCACUUUAUAAACAAGCUACGACGACGUUCAGCAAUCCAAUGUACAACGAAAAUCCUGAUGUACACGAAAACGACGAUUGUAAUUAA